AUAAUUUGUCAUUGUUCUUGGGCGGACCAAUAAAAGCCUCUCUUUUGAAUCCCCCACACAGAUCUAUCGCCUCUUCUUCCCUCGUGUCUGCCAGAAUUUUUGUUUCCCGUUGAUAAAGGGUUUAUCUUUGGUGGAUGAUUAGUGAAACUUUUUAAGGAGAUAAUAGUUCACAUGUUUUAGUUAAAAAUGGCAGCUUCAAGCGGCUCUGGUUUGGAAGCUGAGGAGGGGGAAAUAAGUAUAGACAUGGAGGAAGACAUGGAUCUAACAGAAGAUGAUUUCAGAAAUGUGUCUGGCCAGUUUUCAGGACAAGCAUCGAUCGUGGAGGUUGGGGAUGCUGUUGAUGUGAGAGUCGAAACCGUGAAAGUAGAUGUUAGUUCUAAAUCUGGUGUUAAAAGAGCCAGAACAAUCUCUCUGGAACAGCAACCUUCAGUCCAUGUUACUUAUAAACACUUAACAAGAGAUAGUAAGCAGAAGCUGGAAAGUUUAUUACAGCAAUGGUCAGAAUGGGAGGCAGAACAAAAUUCCUUGUCCGAGGAUCAAGAACAAGUACUAGAAGCUGGUGAUGAGACAUACUUUCCUGCUUUGCGUGUGGGAUUGCAGAAGACAUCAUCUGUAUCAUUUUGGUUUGACUACCAAACUGGUCACAGUUCUUCGAAGAAGUCUGUUCCAGUGGAAAGUAGCACUACUCCUCUUUAUAACCGUGGAUUUACAAUUGGUUUAGAUUCAGGUUCAAAUAACGUGGAAGGAGGCUUGGAGAUUAUUGAUGAUCCUCCACGUUGCUUCAACUGUGGCGCAUACAGUCAUUCUAUUAGAGAAUGUCCAAGGCCUUUUGAUCGAUCAGCAGUUAGUAAUGCUCGGAGGCAACAUAAAAGAAAAAGAAAUCAGACUCCUGGAUCCCGUCUACCAUCCAGAUAUUAUCAGAGCCUUCAACGUGGAAAAUAUGAUGGCUUGAAGCCUGGCUCACUUGAUGCAGAGACGCGUAAGCUUCUCGGUCUAAAGGAACUCGAUCCUCCUCCAUGGCUUAACAGAAUGCGAGAGAUUGGAUAUCCACCAGGAUAUUUUGGUAAGCUUUCAUACUCUCUCUUGUUAUCAUAUCAAAGGCAUCUUUGUUCAUGACUACGUUGUCUCUUCUUUUUUGUUUGUAUCACUUAGCUGUAGAAGAAGACGAUGAUGAUCACUCGAGAAUAACUAUAUUUGGUGAGGAAGAGACUAAAGAAGAGGAAGAAGUUAAGACUGAAGAAGGUGAAAUCUUGGAAAAAGCUAGCCCUCAAGAGCCAAGAAAGAUAAUGACAGUUGGAUUUCCCGGUAUUAACGCACCCAUUCCAGAAAACGCAGAUUCGUGGCUAUGGGAACAGAGGAAUAGUAACACAGGACAUACUAAUUAUCAUAAUCACCUUCGACCACAAUAUGAGAUGGGCCCUCUAGGUAUUCAACUGUCUUCAAGCUUUCCUCCAAUGCAUGGCAUUAGAUAUGAUCAUAGGUUCGGUUUAUGACCAAUAAGCCCGGGAUCCGAAAGAGUUAAGAUCCAUUUUAGUUUUAGCAGCAGAAGAUAGAUUCAUUAGUGAAUGUGGGAUGUAUGAUAACCAUUAGUUAAAGAGUUAACCACAAGCCAACUACGGUUAAAACAUUCAGGCCUAAGCCAAAGUAGUCUAUGCUUAAGGCAGAAUCGAACUUUUACGUCUUUGGUCGUAAAACUGGAAUCGUGAUUAUACACGUUUGGUGUUGUAACAUGUCCAUCAAUGUACAAGAUUUUUGUUUUGUU
This is a messenger RNA of Arabidopsis thaliana (thale cress), 1762 nucleotides long. Its product is annotated as Proline-rich spliceosome-associated (PSP) family protein / zinc knuckle (CCHC-type) family protein. Gene Ontology annotation, cellular component: nucleoplasm. The coding region runs from base 187 to 1116 and encodes 309 amino acids. Lineage: Eukaryota; Viridiplantae; Streptophyta; Magnoliopsida; Brassicales; Brassicaceae. Gene Ontology annotation, molecular function: zinc ion binding; nucleic acid binding. The record is from RefSeq and is marked reviewed. The transcript has 9 exons.